GGCUCGAAACGGUCGUCAGGCUCCGCCUCCUCUGCGCACUUGACUGGCUGUCCCGAGUUCUGAUUGGUUGUGUCCGUCGCAGUGGUUGAGGGGAGGUGCUUGAGCCCGCCCCCGGAAGCUUGGUCUCUGGGCUGUGUGUGAGGCCAAAGCACGUGGUCGGAUGGCUUUGCCCUCCAUCCAUAGGUGCCUCCAACUGAAUCAAGAAAACCAGCAGCUGCUCAAGAGGCUGAGGCAUGUCCGGCUAAGAAAUAAGCAGUUAGAAUAUGAUUUGGCACAGCUACAAGACCAACUGCAUGGGCAAAAGAAGCUAAUGCCUCUCUGUGUCACCAAGAGAGAUGUGCCAGUUCAAACAGACAUGCAUAGAGGUGAUGGAGGACUUCCCUACCGAGAACAAGAAAUAGCGAAGGAAAAUGCCAGAGUACUUCAGAUGUACAAAAAUCUACAGAAAAGAUACAAUAAAGAAUUGAAAAGCAGCCAAGAACAAAGUGAAACCAUCGCCACACUUUCUGUAAAGAUUAAUGAUCUGGAAUACCAACUUAAGUUAGCAAACAAAAAAGUGAAGACACUGGGAAGUAAAAAGACUUCGGCAAAGGGUAAAACCUUUCCAGGAGGAGACGCAUUGGCAGCACCAAGAAACCUAUCAUCUUACAAGUGCUUGUGCGAAAGGAAGGGAAGCUGUUCCUGCAAAUAUUUAGAUCAGUUGCUUUUUGAGAUUCAGCAUCUGAAAAUGGAAAAUGAAUCACUGUCCAAAGAAAGAAGAAUGUUGAGAAAUGAGCUUGCUGCGUUAGACAAGGAUUUUUUUGAUGAAAUAGAAGACUUAAAAUAUGCUCUUCAAGAAGCCAUCAAAUUGAAUAACCAAUAUGAACAGUGUUUCAAGCACCUGAGUUCAACAUACGGAAUCACUUUUACAACAAAGCUGAUCAAUGGAAACAAUCGUGCAGCUUUAUAUAAAUAACAUCUUCAACCAAGGAUUUGGUUGAUAAUCAAAAAGUAUUUAAUUGUACUUGCGCAAGAGCACUGGGAGGAAAAGAAAUAAAUAAAAAUAACCGGAAACCAUGCUA
Messenger RNA from Hemicordylus capensis (graceful crag lizard), 1061 nucleotides. RefSeq names its product centrosomal protein of 290 kDa-like. The record is from RefSeq and is a predicted model, not a curated record. NCBI's taxonomy places the organism in Eukaryota, Metazoa, Chordata, Lepidosauria, Squamata, Cordylidae. The coding region runs from base 161 to 955 and encodes 264 amino acids. The transcript has 7 exons.